Molecule: messenger RNA, 785 nt
Organism: Drosophila eugracilis
Lineage: Eukaryota; Metazoa; Arthropoda; Insecta; Diptera; Drosophilidae
Exons: 2
Coding region: 117-749 (210 amino acids)
Source: RefSeq, a predicted model, not a curated record
UAGUAGCUUAGAAUUUCCAGUCUAACAACACCAACUUACUAACUAAUACUAACACUUUCCCCAAAUUUCUCCCGUUAGGAUCCUUUUCCAGUCAUAUCCUAACACAAUCUCCAACAAUGUGGAUGCAACUGGGCUGUCGUGCCUUUAUAAAAGGUAACAAGGAAAGCAUAUUAAAACGUUUAGAAGAUGAAGAAGAAGCGAGAGGAACUAAGGAAAGUGGCAAGAAAUCUUUGGCUAAGAACAAAACCAUUUUGGAAACUGGCCAAGAUAGCAUCUAUUUGGCCAACCCUUCGAUGAACGAACUAAUGAGAACCAUUCAUUCGGCUACCUCGAUGGAUGCAUUUCAAAGAGUUGUAGUUGCAGAAGGGAAAACUAAUCAGAAUCCUAGUAACUUUCAUUUAAAAGGACUAACUAACCCGAAACCACGCCUACCAGGUCUAACUUUGAGUCUUACGCCUCGUUUAAGGCACCGAACUGUGUCUUGCGAUGACUUGGGUAAGCUAAAGAAGUUGGAGUCGUUGGAAGGACUACCUUUGAUGAGAGUUCAUUCAGAGGGUAGCUUGAUGGAGUUGGUGGAGUUGAAGGAUCGUAAGGAAGUCUCUUUCGAUGUGCCACCAAAAGUGGCAAGCUGUGCCGUGAGUGUGAAGGAGAACUCUAAAUUGCCACUGCCAGAGGGCUCAGGCAUGUGUUAUUGGAUAAAUUUGGCGCACUUGCUAUUAGUGAUUGCCUGCCUACGUGGGGUGAUAUGAAUGUUAGAUGUUAUAAAAAUAUAAAAAGAAACUUUC